This is a messenger RNA of Marchantia polymorpha subsp. ruderalis, 2063 nucleotides long. NCBI's taxonomy places the organism in Eukaryota, Viridiplantae, Streptophyta, Marchantiopsida, Marchantiales, Marchantiaceae. The record is from the annotation of a GenBank genome assembly.
CUUCAAAUGCCAUCAUCUGCAUGGCUCGACACGAUCGGUCAAGACUCCGGGUAGAGCCUCAAGCAAGACUAACUCACAGAAUCCUCAGAGGUGCGGCAAUUUUCACCUGGAGUCCUGUCCUGCGCUCGGAUGAGAGCGUUCGUUGACUCAGGCCUCAGUCUUAGCCUCAGAACCUGGAGUCCGCGUCAAAGGAAUCUCUCCGAUAGUCAAUGAGUCAGUCGUCACUGGGCUCGCAUGCAAGAGACUGCAAUUUUUUUCGGGGGGACUGCAGCGUGACUUUUGUCUGGGAAUGCAGCAAAAUGUCGACUUCUUCAAGUCAGGGUGCUGUCUCUUCAGACCUGGAAUUAUUGCCUUCCUCUCAUCGUCCGUUCCAUUAAUUAUAUGUCUGCUCGCUUUGUCACCCUCAAAUGGUUACGGCCUCUCCGGGACGAGGAGAAGAUCGAGAAGACGAUGCAAGGAAGAGAACCUGGGAACCACAAAAGCUAGCUUUCGCUUUCAAUUGUGCCAUCAUCGUUGCUUUCUGUGUUGUCGUCGCAGAUGGGACUCAGGAGAUGUCGCGCUUUUUGGGUUCUAGCGGUUGUGGUGGCCGGUUUCUCAGCACCAGGAUCCAGUCUGCUAGAUUUCUCGCUCGGUACAAAAGGAAUGUCGUUCCAGUGCGACGAGGGAGGGAAUAUGUGGUGCGGAGGGAACGCGAGCACCAACUCCGAGGGAGCUCUGACCCUCACGCCUGAUGGCAGAAAUCUGCCGGACGAGUACUACUUCAACACUCAGGGUAUGGCUCUGUACACCCUGCCUCUGCAGCUGCUCGACAAUGAAGGUCGAUGGAGAUCGUUUAGCUGUUUCUUCAGGUUUAGGAUCGAGACCGGGAAGUUUCCCGGGGACGGGUUGGCGUUUGUGAUGUUCAAUGUUUCCCGCUGGGAAGGAGCUCCGGGGGGUGAUUUGGGGGUGUACAGCAGUAGUGGGCGACAGAAAGUAAAGACGUUGGCUGUGGAGUUCGAUACUUUCCCCAACAAGGACUUCGACGAGUUCAGCAAUCACGUCGGGGUGGACCUCGAGAGUCUUCGCUCGAAAGUGUCGAGAAAUGCUUAUGAUGCGAACAUCAAUCUUUCCGGAGGAGAAGAUAUCUACACGUGGAUAGACUACAGUGUGGACUCGAGUUACCUAGAAGUUCGGAUUGAAAUGCGAGACCAGAGGCCUGUGCAGCCCUUUCUGCGAUAUCAAUUCAAGCUUUCGGAUGUCUUCAGUGACAACGGAACAGUCUUCGCAGGGUUCUCGGGAUCCAAUGGACUCUGCAUAUGUCACAACUUCUACACUAUUUUCGACUGGAGCUUAAAGGUCAUUCCAGCUGGAGAUGACAGCUACUUAUAUGUGAACAGUAUGUUCUUCAUACUCAUAGGACUUGUGUUCAUUCUGCUACUCGUUCCUUUGGUUUCCAUCCUCUCACAUGUUUGGGGCAGAAAGUACUAUUCAGGUCAACGUACCGGUGAUGGAUUCGGAUACAGAGAGCUCAGUCUCGACAUCAAUGAAGAAGAAAAUAAGCUCUAAGGCGGAUAAGCUGGAUCGACCUCUUCGCUGAUCCAAAGUACAACAAAAAUUUGUCAUUUGAGAGGUGAAGCAUCUGCUGAUCUCAACGGCGCAACGACAGUAAGUUGGCCGUGAAUUGCCUCGUACGUCAAGAGCUCACUCUCACGACUAAGAAGAGGCUGAACUCAGAACAUCAUCACAACUGAUGGGAAAAGCACAGUUUUCAAAGCACGUAGUUAUGGACAAAAGCAAAGUUAGAAGCAGUUGUAUGUCAGCACAUAGGAUAUAACAGCAGCCAAGGCCCGAAACAGUCUACGGUGCUAGGAGGAUGCACUACAUGCAUAUAAGAAGAUUAACCUACAAAGUUAUUUAUGUCAGUCUGGUGAACAAAACAGAGAAGUUCCCAACGAACGGCGUUAAGUAUGUACAUAAGCUAAUACCGCACUCAGGAUGGAAUACAGUAGCAACAUUGUACAGUGCUUUACGCUUCAAAUCGAAGCUCUGUAUCUUGAGUCUCUUCACUCGAAAGCAUUUGCUGA